AUGGCCGAUGCGCAGCCGCAAUGUCGGCUGAUGAAUCUUCCGGUGGAUGUCCAUCAGAUGAUCGUAAAGUCAUUGGACCUACCAGAUAUUUUAUUUCCUCCUGCAUACCGACAAGAGCGCAUCAAUGGUAUUCCGACGGGCGAGAAUAAUUUCGACGACCAGCAUGCAAAGUACUAUGGCACUGAUCGCAACAAUAAGGACCACCCUGGCGCCUACGCCCUUUUGCAUUGGAGCUCGACUUGCCGCUUCUAUCGACGGCAUUUUGAAGCUCGCAUUCUUCGCCAUGUCGUGCUUCGAACUCAUCUGAAGUCGAUCGAAUCAAUAGAAGCUCUCUCUCGAACACCACGAUGGCGACAUGUAAAGAAUUUGCUCGUAUGCAAUACCCUUGCGACACUGAGUCAAGGCGCCAGAGACGCGUACACGGAACGGUCUCGUGAUAUUGAAUACGAAGAGGACGACGUCUUGUCACACUGGCCCGAAUUUCCGCUGUCCCGUCUCUCUGCGCUCUUGUCGAACCUGCCGCCCAACUUGGAGGCGCUCACCCUUGAUUUCCCCUGGCACUGGAUCGACAUGGUGGACAGCUGCAUGGAAUUCAGUGCUACGGGGGAUUUUGGGCGCAUGAUCCUUGUUAUUCUACGCGGAAUAUGCCAGAACAACCUCGCAGCCAAGUCUAGUUUCACACUAAGACUGGUCAAUCUUCCCAAAGGGAGUACAGAGUGCACCCCCAAAGAGAGCCAUGGUCUGAAGGGUCUCCUUAAUUGUGUGACAGACUGCCAGAUCUCACUGGCUCAUUGGAACAAUGGAGCAGGCUGGGAGCAGAACAAGGUCAUGGACAUGGAGAGCUUCACCAGAAGCCUGGGGCCAACUUUUAUCCAGCACUUGACAAACGUCGACACACUCGAGCUUCAGGCCAAUUAUUCUUGCCCUAUCGGUCUGGCUCCGGGAUGUGGCCAUCUCGAUUUUCCCCAGCUCUCUCAUGGUCUUCGGUUCCAUCGCCUUCGAAAGCUCACGCUCGACCACUUCUUCAUCGACGAUCCGCUGAUGGCAUUCGUGACCUUGCAAAGUCCGAAUCUGGAGCAUUUGACGCUGCUCGGCUGUGGUGCCAGCGGCCCCAAUACAUCGUCCGAAGUGGCCGAUCCGCCGACAUGGGCCGAAUUCUUCACGCGCCUCAAUACAGGCGCCACGAACCUCCGGUCCCUGUCACUGCGACAUACAUACCCCAACAGUCGUUUGCUUGACAUGGACGCACACGGCGAAAAGUCCGACGACAUCAAAUCAGCCCAUGUUGCACUGGAACACCAGGCCUCGCAGCAUCAUAUCACCACUGAAAGGGAUUGGGCGCGUCGGAAACAGGUCCUGCCCCACCACAUCCUCGAUGAUAAAUAUGGCAUCUUGUUCGACGACCAAGACGAGAACGCGGUUCGCUUCUUGCAGGGCGACGACCACCGCGCUCUGUUGGUGCUGUGGGAUGCCAUGGAGUCAAGAGGCGGCGAGGGCGUCAUCUACCUUCCUCACCUCACCCCUCCACUAGAUUGA
Molecule: messenger RNA, 1536 nt
Organism: Fonsecaea pedrosoi CBS 271.37
Lineage: Eukaryota; Fungi; Ascomycota; Eurotiomycetes; Chaetothyriales; Herpotrichiellaceae
Exons: 2
Coding region: 1-1536 (511 amino acids)
Source: RefSeq, a predicted model, not a curated record